Messenger RNA from Plutella xylostella (diamondback moth), 3076 nucleotides. RefSeq names its product TWiK family of potassium channels protein 18. Gene Ontology annotation, biological process: stabilization of membrane potential; potassium ion transmembrane transport. NCBI's taxonomy places the organism in Eukaryota, Metazoa, Arthropoda, Insecta, Lepidoptera, Plutellidae. Gene Ontology annotation, cellular component: plasma membrane. Gene Ontology annotation, molecular function: outward rectifier potassium channel activity; potassium ion leak channel activity. The record is from RefSeq and is a predicted model, not a curated record.
GCGCACCGCGCCUGCGCGCGCAGCGGGCAAAGAUGGCGACCUCAGCCCGGCUCUCUGCCUAUUGUAAUGACUAAUUUUCUUCCAAAAUCAAAACAAAACUGAAACGAAUGCGUGGAAACAGUAAUAACAAGAGACGAUGUACGCGUUAUCUCUACUAGUGGCGGACGUGAACGAAUAAGUGAAGUGGAAAUCGGGUUUGAUCAUCUUACGUAGAUCUGUUGACACACCAGUGAGCACCAGUGAUGAUAAAUGGGUGUAAAUUUCUUGCCUUAUUUAAAAAAAUAAACUAAACAUAAUAACAAAGUCAUAUAUGUCUUGAAUCUACGUACAUAAACAGAUAAACAAAAUUGAAUUGGUCCGGGAUUGAAGGAGUUCUACUCCAAAGGCUUGCUGAAAAAGAGAUUUCUAUCAAUCACUUCGAAACUGGGAAUUAAUCGCAUUGGCGAAGCGAAAUGCACUUUAAAAGUUUCGCGUGAAAGCCAACAUGGACAAGAACGGAAAGAAAAAGAACCACACGAAUGGAAAAUACAAGAAGAACGGUAAAUCCGAAAGUUACUGCCGUGACGAAGAUAUUGACACAACAUGUUGCUUUUGCGUUAAGACUAAGAAGAACAAAAAGAAAGGUCUGGUGGCCGGACUUGUCACCAACUUGGGGAUAUUCGCGCUGUUGCUCGCCUACACACUGCUCGGGGCAUUCCUGUUCCUCGCCAUUGAAGGCAACGCAUCCAAAGUGCACCAGAAGACGUUAGCAACAACAUCGUACCAAGCGGCACAAAAUGAGAAGCCGGUUCCUUUGUCAAAAUUCAACGGUACGAUACUAUCGCAGGCGAGCGCAGAGUUGCGGUCACAGACGGUAGAGAGUAUAUGGGAGAUCACCGUGUCGCUGAACAUCCUGUAUAAGGAGAACUGGACGCGGCUGGCGUCGCAGGAGAUCGCAAGGUUCCAGGAGCGCCUGGUGGCUCGAGUGGCGGCGGACGUGUCGGCGCAGCACGGCGGCGCGCGCGCGCUCGAGUCAGCCCCCGCACUGGUCGCCGACGACUACGAGUGGACCUUCGCUAAAGCGUUCUUGUACUCGCUUACUGUGCUUACUACUAUAGGAUACGGCAGUGUUACACCUAAAACCGCACUUGGAAAGGCAGCAACCAUAGGAUAUGCUGUUAUCGGAAUCCCCCUUACACUUCUCUAUUUAUCCGUCGUUGGUGCUCUACUGUCGCGGCUUGCUAGGAGUGUCUUUAGCAGAGCGUUAUGCUGCUGUUUAUGUACAAAAUGUGGGUACUGCUGCUUAGAUGAACGCAUCAUUGCAAACAAAGAAAGGAAAGAGAAAGUUAAAAGACAAGAUGACUACCGAACACAGACGCUGCAUCUCCAAGAGCCAUACUACGUGCGGUCUCCAUCAGGCACCAUCAUCUCCGCGUCACAAGCACACAACGUUAGUUCCAAUUCAAUUAAAGACAAAAACCAAGGUUUAGGGUUCCUCAGAGACUGCGACUCACUAAGCUGCACAGACACAGACUCGAAAGUGUCUCUCCGGGGUCUCUCUAUUCUCGCUCCAGUGGGCCUCUGCCUCUGUGCAAUUUUCACUUACAUAUUUUUCGGCGCUAUCGUUCUGUACCAGCUUGAAGGCUGGAGCCCUAUCGACGGAGUGUACUUCUGCUUCAUGAGCCUCAGCACAAUAGGUUUCGGCCACUUGGCUCCCGGAGCCACCCAGAAGAACAACGCUUCGUCCGGGACCAUCUGGUUCUGUUCCGUGUACAUCAUGACCGGCCUGGCGCUCACUGCGAUGUGCUUCAACGUCCUCCACGACGAGAUCGUCCAUCGUCUGAAGCACCACGAGAAGCUGGCCAAGCUCAACGGUCAGACGGUCAUGACUCCAGAGUUCCUGCGCAGGUCUUGACGAGACGACAGCGGGAACCUGACUGAGGACAGUAUGAUCGCUUCGGAGGGGGAGACUUCUUUGCCCGAGAUGCUCCAUCACAUCUCGGGCAGGUAUGAGGGAGGUGCCAUUCGACGCUCCGUGUAUACAGUGAGAGAGGAAAAUGAACCGGAUAGAAUGACUACUAUGUAAAUUGAUUUUUAAACACGUUGAAAUUAUGUUUAGUAUUUCGUAAAUAAUGUUAGGUUAGUUUAUAUUGGGCGUUCCACGCCAAGUAUUUUAUGUGUUUUCAUUUAUUUUCUUGCAGGGUAUAUUUUUUUAUCUAUUCUUCUUGCACCAACACUUGUUAGGUCUCCUAUUUUAGGGGUGUGGGACGUCUUAUAUGAAUCUUUUAUGUUCUGUGUGCCAAAAUUAAAAAUUCAUUUCAAACACGAUAACUGCCUAUCUCUAGAUAUUUUUGGUAUCCCUGUACUAAUCGAAACAUUUACUUAUAAAUUACUGUAAAAUCCAAUUUACUUAUAAGUAUUUUUAGGACAACAAUAUUAGGAUUUUAAAAUCAGAUGAAUUGUAAAAAAAGCAUGACUGACCAUAUUUGUUAAUUAUUAGAUACUAGAGUACUACAUAAUGUUAAAGGUUCAGUAUAAGUUUUUUUGUAACUAUUUAGUAAUUUAAUCAUCUGGUAUUUUGUUUUCAGAUAAGAAAAUAAUAAAUGAUUGUAAGAGCCACCGUUUGUUUUGACCAUUAUAAAUGCAGGGGAUUUGUUAUAUAGCGCAAAUUUAAUAUGAAUCUACUAACUAAUGUUAUUAUGUAUCUUUAGGUAAGGUGAUGUUUUUAUAUUAAAUAAUACUUAUACGGAAAAUAAAUGGAAGUUUAUAUGAAGACAAAUGCACCGUUAUUACAAUUUAGCUUUACCAAAAUUUAAGUACCUAAUGUCCCAUGUUUUAACUUAUUUCUAUUUUUAAUCCAUUUUUGUAUUGAAAGCUGUAAAGUAAAUCAAGCUUGUAUCACCACAAUGGUCACAAUAACAGUGCAUUUGUCAACAGAGAAUCUUCCACCACUAUGUUUUAAAAGUAUUUAUCAAUAGCGUUUUUUAUUUUGUUUGGGGAAUAGUCGGUCGCACCGAGUGUGAAGUGAGCGCGUAGAGCGAAUGAGGAAGAAUAGAAUGUAAUAAUGACUAUUAGAAUAAUAAAACAUAAUAAAUAA